AUGAUUUCCAAGGUCAUCAUAGCGCUGCACGUCAUCUUGACGCUAGUCAUACUCGCGUUGACCGUCAGGAUUCUGCAGGAUGAGCAGAACGAGGAGAGUGGCAUAGUACAGAUUCUGCUACGGAAAGAAGCGCGGCGCUUUGUUCAGGUUCCUGAUGUGGUCGGAUCUAUCGCCACAGCGGUGAAAAGUGCGGCCUCCAGCGUGGUCACAGCCGCAGUUGCGUCGGGCGAGUCUCUAGUCGCCGCAAGCCUGCCGUCGCGCGUGUCGGUGGGCACGAAGUACGCAUGUGUGGAUUCUGAAUGCUCCGCUGUCCCUGGUUCCGCGUUCCAUCUGGUCCAGUACUUGGUCUCGUUCCUUCCUUCGCCUGAGGAGGCCGAAACGUUACAGGAGUUGGUAGACAAAUGCCCGAACCUGAAAACCUUUCUGUCCGCCGGGUUGGGAUGUGCUCUUGCUUCGACCAUACUGCUACUUUCCGGUCUCAAAUUCAGGUUGCUCCGCUUCGUAUCGCUUGGAUUGGGUACCGUCUCUGUUAUCCUGUUUGCAGUAGCCGCUGGCUUCGCGGUGUCGCUGUACAAGACAGCCGAGGCUGUGGCAGACCUCCUUGGUGUCGAGGCGAGCAGAGGAGACGUCUUUGAGGCAUCCCUAGCAGACUUCGUAGCAAGCUUGAUUAUGACGGCGCUCGUACUCGUGGAGAUCAUCCUUUGA
This is a messenger RNA of Colletotrichum godetiae, 705 nucleotides long. RefSeq lists its product as uncharacterized. The transcript is spliced from 2 exons. Lineage: Eukaryota; Fungi; Ascomycota; Sordariomycetes; Glomerellales; Glomerellaceae. The record is from RefSeq and is a predicted model, not a curated record. The coding region runs from base 1 to 705 and encodes 234 amino acids.